AACAUCAAAAAAAGGAAAUGUGACAUGUACAGGCUUCACACAACUCACUCGGCUCUGCUCCGCUCAGAACCACAGCCCCCCGUUGUUGGUGUCAAGUUGAAGUCUCACAGCGUUUGUUGCAACCUGCAGGUCAGGCGUUCGGUGAACCUCUAUCUCUCUCUCUCUCUCUGUGUGUGUAUAUAUAUACACCUCAGGGCGGUAAGUGCCUUUAGUUUUGAACAUCGAGGAAGCUUCAAGUUUCGAGAUUUGGAAUAAUCUUAACUGCACUUGGGUGAAGUGGUCUUCAAGGAGGCUAGAUAUCCAAGAGGUAGCACAGAGGAACACUGUACAAUCAAAUCCAUUGUCCUGAUGAUUAAGAAGUAAAAUGAGUCAACAAUGAACGUCAGGGUCAACAAAACCAAAUCAAUACUAAAAAGCUAACUUUGGAGAAACCUUUGUCAGAGCAGCAGAGAAGAGACUUGAAAUGUGUUGAAUAAUUCUCUCUUAUCUGAACGAUCAACCGAAUUUCGUAUGGGAGUAGGUCAGAGGAAACGCUUCGAGACAUUACCCAACGCAGUUCUCACUGAAUAAAGCAGAAGUGAUCUUUACCAGCGACAAUAUCACAAGAGAGAAAACAGAGUAUUCGUCUGAAAUGUCACCAAGAGAUAACCAAGGAGGAAAAUGGGUACGAGAAAAGCACCAUUAAGCAACAGUGGGGGUACAUUGAAGGAUAUUCUUAGGCACCCACACCAAGCCAAUGGCAAGGACUCAUUAAAUUCCGUACAUCCAUUUUAUCUCUGGGUUUGCAAACCCUACACAUAAAUAUCAAUUACAGCCUGAGUUAGCACUGGAUCAUUUUCAACUUCCAAUCAAGUUUAAUCAUUCAGAAAGACCAAGAAAAUUGAAGAGUUGAUAUUGCUGGACUCAAAGAUCUACAAAUUAGCUUUGUCUUAAAAAUUUCCUCCUUUGAUUUUCUCCUCUUCCCAAUCCCAGAAUAUAUUUUCCCACGUUUAUUGCUCGCACACCCAGACUCAGCCCAAUUCAUUCUCAAUAAAAAGGUAAUUGAAAAAUGUCAAACGAUUCAUCCAGCUGCAGUGAUGAUCGGAGUACAACUAACUUCUUGUACGCCAUCAUGUACGCUAUAAUAUUUGUGCCUGGCCUAAUAGCUAAUGUUCUGGCGCUCUGGGUGUUCCACGCUUAUGUCAAGGAGACAAAGAGGGCAGUGAUAUUCAUGAUUAACUUGGCCAUUGCUGACUUGGCACAGGUUUUGUCUUUGCCACUCCGGAUUUUCUACUACUUGCACCAGGAGUGGCCUUUUGGCAGCUUUUUGUGCAUGUUUUGUUUCUACCUUAAGUACGUGAACAUGUAUGCCAGCAUCUUCUUCCUGGUCUGCAUCAGCAUCCGACGGUGCCUCUUUCUGAUCCAACCUUUCAAAUAUAACGACUGUAAACGCAGGUAUGACGUUUAUGUGAGUAUCGUUGGGUGGCUCCUGGUGGGUGCCGCUUGCCUGCCCUUCCCACUAAUGAGGCUUGACGCAAGAAACAGUUCCAGCAACUUCAACAGCUGCUUUGCAGACCUUCCAAUAAUCAAAAUUGGUGUCCCUACCUCCGUUGUCAUGGUAACUCUGGCUGAACUAGGAGGCUUUGUGCUACCUCUAGUCAUCACGUUGAUCUGCUCCUGGAAAACCAUCAUGACCCUGCGAGAGAAGAACCCAGUUCUACAAGACAGUGGAGAAAAGAAGAAAGCCUUGAAAAUGGUGCUGACAUGCAGCAUGGUCUUCCUGGUCUGCUUUGCACCGUAUCACAUUACCUUCCCCUUGCAUUUUCUGGCCAUAACAGGCCGUAUUGCAGACUGCUCCAUCAAGAAGAUCAUACUGACCUUUCACCCAGUUGCGCUGUGUCUAGCCAGCCUGAACUGCUGUCUGGAUCCUGUUAUAUACUAUUUCACAACAGAUGAAUUCAGGAGAAGAUUGUCACGGCAAGAAAUCUGUGAAAAUGAUAUUCAGCUCAACUCCAAGGAAUACGGUUGAAGGAAAUGCUGUGGAUAAUGUGUUCAGCAUUCAGCUGCUUUGCAAAACUAAACAUGAGCGACAUGGAAAGUCUCCUUCUGUGUCAGCCUGACCGCUGUGGUGUAAAUUUUAUUUUUCACUGUUAUUUAGCCUAUUUAUAUGAUGUACUUGUAUAUGUUGUUUUUUUUCUCUACAGAAAUGUGAAUCUUUACAAUGGUGAAGAGUUUAAAAAUACUUGUGUUAAGCGUUCUAUUUUGAGAAUUUUUCAGAGGAAAACCAAAUGGGCUCAAAGAGUCGGUAGAUCACAUGUAGUGAUCCCUCUGUUGCCCGGUGACGUGCCUUAAAUAGAUUUGCAGAGUGACAUUUCAGUUCCGUAGUGAGAUUUCCACUUCCUACUUCAGUCAUGAUGGUCACCAUGAGUAAGUCUGCUGUAUUAGAAUCAAGCUGUAGGGGAAACACGCAUUAGUUGGUUUAAAGUUUGAUAUUGACUUGACUGAUGACAGGUUUGAGAAGUAAUUCAAAAUAGGUAUACAUUACAGCCAAUUAUU
Stegostoma tigrinum is the source of this 2535-nucleotide messenger RNA. Its product is annotated as probable G-protein coupled receptor 174. The transcript is spliced from 3 exons. NCBI's taxonomy places the organism in Eukaryota, Metazoa, Chordata, Chondrichthyes, Orectolobiformes, Stegostomatidae. The coding region runs from base 1049 to 2008 and encodes 319 amino acids. Gene Ontology annotation, biological process: positive regulation of Rho protein signal transduction; phospholipase C-activating G protein-coupled receptor signaling pathway. Gene Ontology annotation, cellular component: membrane. Gene Ontology annotation, molecular function: G protein-coupled receptor activity. The record is from RefSeq and is a predicted model, not a curated record.